UAUAGUGUUCUGUCGUGUAACUUACAUGAAUGUAUUUCUUGGGUUAUCCUAUAGUAAUUCCUCGUAACACCUCUCUAAUAUUCAAUUAAUAUUCAAUUAAAAUGUCUUCAAUUGAGUAUAUAAGGGGGUUUGUUAACGAGCGACUGACUGCUGCUGCUGAGGAAAUAUUCGGAGUUUUUAAAAGAACUAUCACCGAGUAUGAGGAAGAGAUUCAUCGCCAGCGCAGACUGCUGGAUAUCGUUUGGAAACCAGAAAUAAGGAUACAAGGAAUAGAGCUCCCACAGCAACAUGUCUCAAAGGUAGGAGAGGAUCCGUCAGACAAGCAACUCUGUAACCAGGAGAGGAGCUCCAGUCCAGACCAAGAGGACCACAAACCUCCACAGAUUAAAGAAGAACAGGAGGAACUCUGCACCAGUCAGGAGGGAGAACAGAUGGUUCUAAAGCAGGAGAUUGAAACCUUCAUUUACACUCCUACUUAUGACUGCAGUGUUGACAGCGACACAGAGCUGAACAGUGACCAUCAUCUGCUUUCUCAGACCUCUCAUGUACUUAAAGGCCAAGAACACCAAGGAGACUGGCCUGGAGUCUCUGGAUCAACAGAAAAUAUAGUUUCACACUCAGUAACUCAAUAUGAGUUACUUAAAAGGGAAAGUAACAAUGUAAAUGACCCUAACUGGUCGGAUAUUCACUCUAACACUCAAAAAGGAAAAAAUCAAUUUAAGUGUGAUACAUGUGGAAGAGCUUUUAAGUUUGUUUCACUUUUGCAGCGACACAUGAGCAUCCACACAGGCGAGAGGCCAUUUUCAUGCAAAACCUGUGGGAAAGAUUUCAGACUGAAAGGUUCCUUGAAAGUCCACAUGCGAAUUCACACAGGUGAAAAGCCCUACCUCUGUAAAACCUGUGGAAAAAGGUUCAGUGAUGUGUCAAUGUUUAGAAAACAUGCAAAAAUCCACCUCGGUGAUAUGCCUUAUAUUUGCACAGUAUGUGACACAAGAUUCUCCAACAUUUCAUAUUGGAAAACUCACAUGAGAGAACACACGGGUGAGAAGCCAUAUGUCUGUGACACAUGUGGAAGGGCUUUUCGGUUUGUGUCCCUUUUGCAGAGACAUGUGAGCAUUCACACAGGUGAGAAGCCGUAUUCAUGCACAACUUGCGGGAAAAGUUUCAGACUUGAUAGUGCCUUGAAAGUCCACAUGAGAAUUCAUUCUGGUGAGAAGCCGUACCAAUGCAAAACCUGUGGAAAAAGAUUUGGCGAUGUGUCAUUUUACAAAAAACAUACAAGAAUCCACACAGGUGAGAAGCCGUACAUGUGCAAGACCUGUGAGAAAGGAUUCUUUUGUAUGUCAGCUUUGAAAGCACACAUGAGAACCCACACUGGUGAGAAGCCUUUUGUUUGUGAAACAUGUGGGAGAGCAUUCAGCUUUAAUGAAAACCUGAUAGUGCACGUGAGGAGAGCCCACACCGGAGAAAAGCCGUUCAUUUGCAAGAUCUGUGGGAAAGGACACUUCCGUAAGUGCGACUUGAAAAGCCACAUGAGAACCCACAAUGGUGAGAAUCCUGAAACUUGCAUAAUGACUGAAGAUGUAUAAAAAUUUGAAAAUAUGUGGGGCACUGUUCAGUUUAGCUUGAAAACCUUAAACUAAAACACCUAAAUAGCAUUAUCAACAGAGAUGGUACUAUCAUUGCCUACUAUAUGUUAUACACUCCUGAUGAAGUUGCAUCUUUUUAGCUGGAUGUGAAGUGCUUACUAUACUAGAUGGUAUGUCGAGAUCUAUCUAUCUUUCCAUUCAUUUUGUCAAAGUUACCUGUACAUACAUCUGCUGCAGUUCUCUAACCAUGAACUCCCAGGUCAAUGAAAAAAGUUGGUUUCAAAGUGAGUGCAGAAUAGUGGCUAUUGAAGUACUGUCAUGACCUUGUUGAUGUUUGCUUGUGCCAAAUGUAUAUACAUUUUGUUUAAACUUUCAAAGUAUUGAACAUCUGUGUACCUUACAUAGUAUUUUAAAGUACUAUAUAGCCCUAAUCACACUUGCACAAAUGACAACUGAAAACUUCCUGAAUUCAAAUAGGUGAGAUGCAAACAGCUAAGUUUUCACUCAGACUUUACCCUGAUUUUCAUUGCUGGUCCUUGUGUCCUCCUCCCUCCCUUUCCUGACAGGCAAGCUGCAGGCAAACUUCCUGCUGUGAGGGACAAGUGUGGGCAAGUCCGGAAAUGUUCUGGGUGUGUUACCCUGAAAUUAGCUGCAAGUGUGAAAAGGGCUUUUGAUGCCUUCAGCGUAAAGAGGUCAGAUUGAACACUUGAGAGAAAAUGACAUCAGUGUUUAGUAUGAACAUAUAGCAACACUAUCAAAUGUAAAUCUGUAUGUGUGCUUUUUUUAUACACUUCUUCAUGUGUGUUGGAAAAGUCUAAGAAUGGAAAAAAGUCUCGAUCAGUAUUAAAGAGACUUAAAAACACGUACUGGUGAGAGGCUGAUUAUUUGAUAUCAGUUUGAAAAAGCUGCACCUUGAAAUCCCAUGAGUGACACACGGCAGCAUAGAAUUCCCAGUGCAGGCAUGAAGCAACAUACUUUACAGUUUAAUAUUCAGAAAACACUGUUUCUGGUUUCACACAUGACGUUCAGUGCUGAUUAAACAACA
Cheilinus undulatus (humphead wrasse) is the source of this 2634-nucleotide messenger RNA. Its product is annotated as gastrula zinc finger protein XlCGF28.1-like. Gene Ontology annotation, molecular function: DNA-binding transcription factor activity; RNA polymerase II cis-regulatory region sequence-specific DNA binding. The record is from RefSeq and is a predicted model, not a curated record. NCBI's taxonomy places the organism in Eukaryota, Metazoa, Chordata, Actinopteri, Labriformes, Labridae. The transcript is spliced from 2 exons. Bases 102 to 1589 code for a protein of 495 amino acids. Gene Ontology annotation, biological process: regulation of transcription by RNA polymerase II.